Molecule: messenger RNA, 2787 nt
Organism: Hyla sarda
Lineage: Eukaryota; Metazoa; Chordata; Amphibia; Anura; Hylidae
Product: calcium-activated chloride channel regulator 1-like
Exons: 14
Coding region: 1-2787 (928 amino acids)
Biological process (GO): chloride transport
Molecular function (GO): intracellularly calcium-gated chloride channel activity
Source: RefSeq, a predicted model, not a curated record
AUGACACCCAGAAAUAUUUUAUCAUUCCUUUUUAUUCUUCACAUUUUUGCCAAUAGUGAGAGUUCUAUGGUCAAACUCAAUAAUGGGGGGUAUGAAGAUAUAGUUAUCGCCAUCGAUCCUAAAGUCAAGGAAGAUCUCCAGAUCAUUGAGAAUAUUAAGAAUAUGGUGAAAGAAGCCACAAGUUUACUGUUUGAUUCCACAGGCAAGAGGGUCUAUAUACGUAGCGUGAAGAUAUUGAUUCCUGUUUCCUGGUCUGCAAAUGACUAUCCGAGACCUAAAGUAGAAACAUAUGAUAAGGCAGAUAUAAUCAUCGCUGAUCCCAACGUGAAGUACGCAGAUGAUCCCUAUACACAACAUUAUGGACGCUGUGGAGAACCAGGUCAAUACAUUCACCUUACACCCAAUUUCCUGACUGAUGACUCCCUCAUCUCAGUGUAUGGACCCCGAGGUAGAGUGUUUGUUCAUGAAUGGGCUCAUCUCCGAUGGGGAGUUUUUGAUGAAUACAGUUUGGAUAAUCCUUUCUACAUUGCGGGGAAUCUUAAAGUGGAGGCUACAAGGUGCUCUGCUGAUAUUUAUGGUGAGAGCAAAAUUUAUAAAUGUCAAGGAACGUCCUGUAGGGUUACCGCAUGUGGUUUUGACCCAAUCACUGGACUCUACGAAAAAGGUUGUGUUUUUAUACCCAAUCAGAAGCAGUUUGCCAAAGAGUCCUUAAUGUACAUGCAGGGUCUUCCUGAUGUCACUAAGUUCUGUGAUGCAACUAACCACAACUUCGAAGCUCCAAACAUGCAAAACAGAAUGUGCAAUUCCCGCAGUACUUGGGACGUGAUCAUGACCUCCACUGAUAUCAGGUCCACGCAACCAAAUCCCGGACUCACUAUUCCGGUCCCCACCUUCACACUUUUGCAGUUUUCAGAGCGAGUGAUGACUUUAGUGCUGGAUACAUCUGGAAGCAUGGCUACCCAUGGCCGUAUUGAGCGCAUGUACCAAGCAGCAGAGAUUUUCCUCGUACAGAUCGUUGAGACCGGAUCUUAUGUAGGAAUAGUGACAUAUUCCAGUUCUGCCUCUAUAAACUCACCGCUGGUCCAAAUAAAAAGCGAUACCGAGCGUCAGCAGCUGAAGCGCCUCCUUCCCACUGUAGCAAGUGGGGGAAGAAAUAUAUGUGCUGGGCUUCUGGCUGGUAUUCAGGUAAAUGAAGGAAGGUCUGGAGGAUCAGAAAUCCUACUGUUAUCAGCCGGAGAGGAUGACUAUGAUACUCGUCUUUGUUUCCCACAAGUUAUAGAAAGCGGGGUCAUAGUUCAUGUCAUAUUCCUCGGAUCUGCGGAAGAACCAAGACUUAAAGAAAUUGUACAACUGACAGGUGGAACCAUGUAUUUGGCCACAGAUAAUACUAAUCUGAACGCACAAGGUUUAAUCGACGCCGUCAGCUCCAUUUCAGCCAGAGAUGGAGACAUCACUAAACAGUCUAUACAGCUGGAAAGUGCUUCCUCAAGUCUUCGACCAGCUCAAUGCUUGAAUGGCGCCAUCUUCAUUGAUAAUACGGUGGGGAAGAACACUUCCUUUGUAGUCACUUGGCAAACUACAAUACCGAACAUCAAACUGCAAGAUCCAAAUGGCAUUAUAUAUACUUCUGCACAAUUUAUCAGUAACACCACAUCUAAAUCAUCAAAACUUGUCUUACCCGCCAUUGCAGAGAUCGGACCCUGGCAUUACAGUCUCUGCAAUUCCCGUAAUUCAGCUGAAGUUCUAGGUUUAGUCGUGAAUUCUAAGGCUUCAGAUGUAAAAGUUUCUCCAAUUGUUGUAAAUGCCCAUAUGAACCAAGACGUAAACCAGUAUCCCAACCCUAUGGUUAUCUAUGUCUCGGUGAGUCAAGGACUGAUGCCGGUCACUGGAGCAAAGGUCACGGCAAUAAUUGAACCUGUCACUGGACCAAUAGUCACCCUAGAGCUUCUGGACAAUGGGGCAGGCCCUGAUAUCAUGAAGGACGAUGGAGUAUAUUCCAAAUACUUUACGAAGUUCUUAGCAAAUGGAAGAUACAGUUUAAAAGUUCGGGCUGAGAACAAUGAAAAGGGUAAAAGUCGCUUGACCCUCCCGAAGAACCGCGCUCUCUAUGUCCCAGGAUUUAUCGUAAAUGGUUCUAUCACUAUGAAAACCUCCCGCCCCAAGAUGGCCGAUGAAGAUCUUAUUGUUGGAGAAUUCAGCAGGACAGCCUCCGGAGGUUCUUUUCUGGUAUCUAAUGUGCCCUCAGGUCCUCAACCAGAUAUCUAUAGACCUGGGAAAAUAACUGAUCUGGAGGCGACCAUUGUAGAUGAUAGGAUUAAGUUAUCUUGGACAGCGACUGGGGAUGAUCUGGACCAAGGCAAUGCCACAAGCUACGACUUAAGGAUGAACCUCAACCCCAGUGACCUCAGAACCAACUUCAAUGGAUCCGAACCGAUACACAUUUCUUCGCACAUUCCCCUCCCGGCCGGAUCCAGAGAAACAUUCUCAUUUGUGCCAGAAAACAUUGUUAUAAAGAACGGCACUAUUCUUUACUUCGCUUUAGUCGCUACUGAUAAAUCCUCUCAACGUUCCGAUGUGUCAAACAUAGCUCAGGCCGCUCUGGUCAUCCCACCAACACCGGCUCCCAAUACUGAAUCAACAACUGAUGACAGCUCUGAAGGACUGAAUGUAACCACAAUAACACUGAUUGUAUGUGGAGCCGCCAUUCUUAUCUGUGUCAUUGUCUGUAUCACCGUCUGCAUUGUCAGCUGCACAAAGAAGAAAAAGAAUCCACAAUUGAGAGUGUGA